AUGUCUGGCUCCGCAGGAUUCGACAGACACAUCACGAUCUUCUCGCCCGAGGGGAGGUUGUUCCAGGUCGAGUACGCGUUCAAGGCCAUCAACUCGGCCAACAUCACGUCCAUCGGCGUCACAGGCACGGACUCGGCCGUGUUGAUUUCGCAGAAAAAGAUCCCGGACAAGUUGUUGGACCCCGCCACGGUGCUGUACCUCUUCAAGAUCACGCCGUCCAUCGGCAUGUUGGCCACGGGCUCCAUCGCCGACGCGCGCUCGUUGGCGUUGCGUGCUCGCUCCGAGGCCGCCGAGUUCCGCUACAAGUACGGCUACGAAAUGCCCGUGCAGAGCAUUGCCAAGCGCAUGGCCAAUGUUUCGCAGAUAUACACGCAGAGAGCGUACAUGCGCCCGCUCGGCGUGGCGCUCACGUUCUGCCAAGUCGACUUCGAGGACGAGGCGCGCGGGCCCCAGCUCUUCAAGUGCGACCCCGCGGGCUACUACACGGGCGUGAAGGCCGUCGCCACGGGCCCCAAGCAACAGGAGGCCACGACGCACUUGGAGAAGAAGUUCAAGAAGACCGAGUGUGUCAACGGCGACUGGAAGGCCACGGUCGAGUUUGCCAUCACCGCGUUGAGCUCGGUGCUCGGCACCGACUUCCGCAAAAACGACAUCGAGAUAGGCGUGGCCACGCAGGGCGAGUUCCGCGUCUUGACGCCCGACGAGAUCGACGAGCGGUUGGUCGCCAUCGCCGAGUUGGACUGA
Metschnikowia bicuspidata var. bicuspidata NRRL YB-4993 is the source of this 744-nucleotide messenger RNA. It is a transcript of the gene SCL1, whose product is annotated as proteasome core particle subunit alpha 1. Lineage: Eukaryota; Fungi; Ascomycota; Pichiomycetes; Serinales; Metschnikowiaceae. The coding region runs from base 1 to 744 and encodes 247 amino acids. The record is from RefSeq and is a predicted model, not a curated record. Gene Ontology annotation, biological process: ubiquitin-dependent protein catabolic process. Gene Ontology annotation, cellular component: cytosol; nucleus; proteasome core complex, alpha-subunit complex. The transcript has 2 exons.